AUGCUACCGAAACCGUUUCUCUUCCCGGCUCUCCUAAUCCAUAGCAGCUAUUCCCUCCUCAAAGCCGCAGCUAUCAGCUUCCCCUCCCAACCCGGCGUCUCCGCCCUUUCAUCACCAGAAUCAAGCAACGAGACUUCAAAAAUUCCUAAUCAAUUACCCUACACCGGCACCAACCCCUACUGCAGCGCCUCAAUAAUCUGGACCGGCCUCAACACCCUCGACUCCCACUUCCAGCGAGACUGUCGCGCCGCAACGGACAAGUUCGAAGACUUCGUCGCUUCUUGCCCGAACCCGAACACUCGAUAUGAAUUUCUAGAUCCUCGCACGCAGCCGAUGCAACGCUUGCCAAAGAUGGAGACGCCGCGGAGAUAUGUUACUCGAAUCGGUCGCUGCACCGUAGCGAUUGUGAACCUCGUUGAUUUCCCCGCCGAGUACUUGCCGACGCAGAGAUCGGGGCCUUUCCGCAAGACGGACGUGGACUCGUAUGAAGGCCUUGCUAUGGCCGUGACGGAGAUGUACACGUCCUGCCUGCCGCAUAGCCUCGGGUGGGCGGCUGUAGGUGAGGCUAGUUCGCUAGGUGUGUUUAUCUUCGCAACGGGGUCUUUAGUCGAUCAGAAGAUUGAGAAGGGUUUCCCCCCGGUAGGAUAUCUGGGCUCGGCUGCGGAGAGUGUUGGGGCGAUCGAUGUUCCCGCGUAUGAGGAUAUGAGAUUUCUUGUCAUCUAUUCAUUGCCAGACGAAGACAUCAACGUCCUCUUGGGAAACGAUCACUUGAGCGAGGCAACACUCAAAGAUCAGGAUGUUCUGGGGCCUCCGAUUUCUAAGGCGACAGGUUAUGGAGUGACCUACAUGACUAGAUGGAUCGCAGGCGCACGAGACUUCAGGAGGCAUGUAGCUCCAGAGGGAGCCAUCCGCGCCGUAAUGGCUACGAACGUCGUCUUAGACACCACCAUGGGCUCCAUAACCCUCGAACUCUACAACAACCAUGCCCCCAAGACCUGCAACAACUUCUCCACCCUCGCCCAACGCGGCUACUACAACAAUGUCAUCUUCCACCGCGUAAUCCCAAAUUUCAUGCUGCAGACCGGCGAUCCCACCGGUACCGGGCGUGGUGGGACGUCAAUAUAUGGCGACAAGUUCGAAGAUGAGAUAGAUCCGGGAUUGAAGCAUACAGGGGCCGGGAUUUUGAGCAUGGCGAACAGUGGGAAGAAUACGAACGGGAGUCAAUUCUUCAUUACUUUGGCGCCGACACCGUGGCUGGAUGGGAAGCAUACGAUUUUUGGGAGGGUAAAGAGUGGGUUGAGGGUUGUGCAGAGGAUGGGGCUUGUGAAGACGGGGCCGGAGGAUAGGCCGGUGGAUCAGGUCAAAAUUAUAAGAGCUAAGGUUGUUGAAGAGGGCGAAGAGGGUAUCUAG
Letharia columbiana is the source of this 1410-nucleotide messenger RNA. RefSeq lists its product as uncharacterized. Gene Ontology annotation, biological process: protein folding; protein peptidyl-prolyl isomerization. Lineage: Eukaryota; Fungi; Ascomycota; Lecanoromycetes; Lecanorales; Parmeliaceae. The transcript has 7 exons. Gene Ontology annotation, cellular component: catalytic step 2 spliceosome. The record is from RefSeq and is a predicted model, not a curated record. The coding region runs from base 1 to 1410 and encodes 469 amino acids. Gene Ontology annotation, molecular function: peptidyl-prolyl cis-trans isomerase activity.